CAGGACACAGAGGGGACGCGGAGGUGGAGAGAUGCGGGCGCGCUCGGGAUGGGAGAGGACGCGUUGAGGAGGCAGCCCGCUCUCUAACUAUGGACAUUCUGUCUUCUAGUUUUUGGAAUAAGGACUUAAAAGACUUUGCACAUUGCGUUGUCCCUCUCCCGCUGCGUCUCUCUCUCUCUCUCUCUCUUCUUCCAAAGAGACUUCCAAGCAGGAGAUGGAAGAUCGCAGGUGAGGAGAAAAAUGCAAUUUGCAGCAGAUAUCUGUAGUACAUAUAUGCUGAGAUCCUAAUGGGAAAUUUCUACAGUUUAUUUACGCACAUUUUAUUUUUUUAAUAAGAUAAGAUAAGAUAAGAUUAAAAAAAAGACUUAAAAUGGAUUUCUUAAAUAGCUCCAGCCUGGAGGACGGGAUACUGGUAGAAAAUAUCUCCUCUAAUUCUACCUCUCAGAGCCAGUACAGCCAGAUCGCUAUCUGGGCUCUGGCCGGACUUGUCAGCUUUCUGAUUUUGUUUACAAUAGUCGGGAACGUCUUGGUUGUAAUCGCCGUUUUAACGAGCAGAGCUCUGAAGCCACCUCAGAAUCUGUUUCUCGUCUCUCUGGCCAGUGCGGACAUACUGGUGGCCACCCUGGUCAUGCCCUUUUCUUUGGCAAAUGAACUCAUGGGCUUCUGGUUUUUUGGCAAAAUUUGGUGUGACAUCUACCUGGCUCUGGACGUUUUGUUCUGCACCUCUUCUAUUGUUCACCUGUGCGCUAUUAGUUUGGACAGGUACUGGUCAGUGACACAGGCGGUCGAGUAUAACUUAAAGAGAACGCCUAAAAGAGUGAAAGGGAUGAUUGUGGUGGUGUGGCUGAUCUCAGCGGUCAUCUCCUUUCCACCGCUGAUAUCAAUGGACAGGAGCAGCAGCGAGGCCAGUCCCCAGUGUAUCCUGAAUGAUGAGACCUGGUACAUCCUCUACUCCAGUCUUGGCUCUUUCUUUGUCCCCUGUCUCAUCAUGAUCCUGGUCUAUAUUCGGAUCUACCAAGUGGCAAAGACAAGGACCAGAAGUAUGUCGGAGAAGAAGAGGGACGUGGACUCGCCGCUGGAGAAUGGGAUGGACCAAGCCGAAGCAGGCAGAGGAGGGUCAUUAAAGUCCAACCGGGACGAGAGCAUGAAAGAGCAGGACCGCAAGAAUGGACACUGCAAAGAGCAGGCAGUCCAAUCCCCUCUGGCCAAUGAGCCCAAACACCCACCGACAGACCAGGACGACGACUUCGACGACAGCAGCUCGUCAGACGGGAAGCCUAAGAAGAGUUCCAGUUCCUCCAAACAUCACCGUGACGACAUAAAAGACAGGAAGUCCAGCUCCGCCUCUAAAUACUCCAGCAGGAAGUCGCGUGCCAGCUCCAAGUCUAUGGAGCUGUUCUCGUCUCGCCGUAAACGCCGGAGCACCGUCAAUCGGAAGAAAGUUUCCGCCGCUCGGGAGAAGCGCUUCACCUUUGUCCUUGCUGUUGUCAUGGGCGUUUUUGUCGUUUGCUGGUUCCCGUUCUUUUUCUCCUACAGCUUGUAUGGAAUCUGCCGGGAGCCGUGCGAGAUCCCAGAGACGCUGUUCAAGUUCUUUUUUUGGAUUGGCUACUGUAACAGCUCGCUAAACCCCGUCAUCUACACCAUCUUCAACCAGGACUUCCGCAGAGCCUUCCAGAAGAUCCUCUUGGCAUGUACUAUAGACUGGCAUCACGAGCAAUUGGCUCUCCCAGACAUGUGUUCACAUCUUCCACUCCCCUCUGAGAAAAAAGAUGGAAUACAGAGGUACUGCUGAGGUGUGUGUGUGUGAGUGUGAGAGAGAGUGUGUGUGUGUGUGUGGAAGAGCAAGAGAGGACAAAGUGCAAGAGCAAAACUGUGUGUUGAUAAAAUGAGCUGGAGAGUUUACAACAUCUUAUCCAAAAUGCUAAUUAGUGAUUAUGUGUGUGUGUGUGUGUUGAUGAGUGUGUGAGUGUUCCUGCUUAAAUGGCCUGAUUUCCUUUGGUCAAGUGUCUUUCUAUUUUCUUUCACACAUCUUUUCUCUACCGUACAGCCACAAAAAGUACUUAGCUACAGAAAAAGCAAAACACCGGAUCACUCU
Messenger RNA from Etheostoma cragini (Arkansas darter), 2095 nucleotides. RefSeq names its product adrenoceptor alpha 2C (gene adra2c). Gene Ontology annotation, molecular function: alpha2-adrenergic receptor activity. Bases 371 to 1792 code for a protein of 473 amino acids. The record is from RefSeq and is a predicted model, not a curated record. The transcript is spliced from 2 exons. Gene Ontology annotation, biological process: regulation of smooth muscle contraction; adenylate cyclase-activating adrenergic receptor signaling pathway; regulation of vasoconstriction. NCBI's taxonomy places the organism in Eukaryota, Metazoa, Chordata, Actinopteri, Perciformes, Percidae. Gene Ontology annotation, cellular component: membrane.